Darwinula stevensoni is the source of this 4613-nucleotide messenger RNA. Lineage: Eukaryota; Metazoa; Arthropoda; Ostracoda; Podocopida; Darwinulidae. The record is from the annotation of a GenBank genome assembly.
GUGGGAUUGCAACCGCCACUGCUCGAGUUGAAAGUUGCGAUAGAACUCUUGCGACACGUUUUGAUAGAGGCCUCCGGAUGGCUCAGCUGGUUCCUACAGGCCGCCUUCCCGCAGUCUCAUCGGUUGUGUGCAGGGAAUGCUCGUCGGUUUUUUCUCAAGUGCCUGCGAAUAUUCGUAUGAAAUCUCGAGCUUCCCGGUGACCUUCCACGUCGAUGCACUCAGCCUUCUUCCACAUUGGCCUAUCGCUUCGAUGCAUUCCUUCACUGGUUUUUAACAGCUUGAAACCUCGAUCAUCGACAGGGGUCAUCAGAAAGAUAUCAGUUGGGAGCAUUUGGAUGGCAUCAGAAUCUCCCAGUGAAGGAGCCUCUGUGCACAAAUGGACCAAUCGCUUGGCACAUGAGAAGUCUCCUUACCUACUACAGCAUGCACAUAAUCCUGUUGACUGGUAUCCUUGGGGGGAGGAGGCCUUUAAAAAGGCAAGGGAUGAGAGGAAACUGAUUUUCCUUUCUGUGGGAUACUCCACAUGCCAUUGGUGUCACGUGAUGGAGCAUGAGAGUUUUGAGAAUGAGGACAUUGCUAAGAUCAUGAAUGAACAUUAUGUGAACAUCAAAGUGGAUCGGGAGGAAAGACCAGAUGUUGACAAAGUGUACAUGACAUUCAUCCAGGCAACUGUAGGUGGCGGUGGCUGGCCAAUGAGUGUCUGGCUGACUCCAAGUCUGAAACCCAUUUACGGAGGCACCUAUUUCCCUCCCAUUGACCGAUACUUUGGACAACCUGGCUUUACCAGCAUCUUGCAAAGUCUUGCUGAAAAGUGGAAUGAACAGAAGGACAACUUCGAGAAAUCUGGUGAAAAACUCAUUCAGGCCCUUUCUUCUGGGACAGCUCUGAAAGGGAAAGCGAAGACAGUUCCUGGUGAAGCAGGCCUGAUGAAAUGCAUGGAACAGUUUUCACGACGUUAUGACCCCGUGCAUGGUGGUUUUGGGUCUGAGCCCAAGUUUCCCCAGCCCUCAAACUUCAACUUUCUGUUUGCAUAUGCUGACAUGUACCAAGGGAGUGGAGAGGAACAACAUGCCAUUGAAAUGUCCCUUCAUUCUCUCAGAUGUAUGGCCAAGGGUGGAAUCCAUGAUCAUGUUGCCAAGGGGUUUGCAAGGUAUUCCACUGAUGAGGAGUGGCAUGUGCCUCACUUUGAGAAGAUGCUCUAUGACCAAGGACAGCUGACCGUAUCCUAUGUAGAUGCCUACCUGGCUUCAAAGGAUGAAUUCUUUGCAAAUGUGGCUCGGGACAUCUUGGAGUAUGUUCAGCGUGACCUGAGUGACCCAUCUGGAGGUUUUUACUCAGCUGAGGAUGCAGAUUCAUACCCAACUGAAGGAUCCCCUAAGAAGAGAGAGGGAGCAUUCUGUGUAUGGACAUGGGAGGAAAUUCAGACGCUUCUUGAAGAGAAGAAAAUCCCCAAUCAUGAGGAAAUCAGUCUGGCUGACAUCAUCUGCCACCACUUUGAUGUGAAGAAGGAUGGUAAUGUUAAUCCUUAUAAGGACCCUCAUGAUGAACUGAAGCGGCAGAAUGUGCUCAUUAUCCGUGGGAGUGAAGAGAAGACUGCUGAACAUUUCAAGAUUGAUGUGUCAACCUUAAAGAAGGCUCUUGAAGAUGGAAGGAAAAUCCUUUUUGAAGCAAGAAGGCAACGACCUCGACCACAUCUUGAUGACAAAAUGAUCACUGGAUGGAUUGGUUUGAUGGUCUCAGGGUUUGUAAGAGCUGGUCAGGCAUUGGAUGAUGAAUCAUACAUUGAGCGUGGCCUGAAAGCUCUCAAGUUUCUCAAAAAGCAUCUCUACAAUCCCGAAACAGAAACCCUCUUACAUAGUUGUUACAGAGGGAGUGAGAAAGAUGUUGUGCAGAUACAACAACCGAUUGAGGGAUUCCUUGAUGAUUAUACAUUUGUGGUGAGGGCAGCUUUAGAUGCAUACCAAGCCUGUUAUGAUCCCCAGUGGCUGGAAUGGGCUGAUUUACUUCAGAAGAAGCAGGAUGAGCUUUUUUGGGAUGAAAAGGAGUCUGGAUACUUCAGUACCACAGCACUAGAUCCAAGCAUCCUCCUCAGGCUCAAAGAUGAUCAAGAUGGGGCAGAGCCAUCAGCCAACUCAGUCUCAGUGAGGAAUCUCCUUCGUUUGUCCAGCUCCUUUGACAGACCUGAUUAUCUGAUGAAGGCAAGAGAGAUCUUGAAGCUGUUCUCAGAACGGCUUCUCAAGGUUCCCAUGGCCUUGCCAGAAAUGGCAGCUGGCCUGGCCAUGUACAUUCAGUCCCCUACACAGAUCUUAAUCGUUGGGAAACCUGAGCAAGAGGACACGAGAGAGAUGCUGAGGGCAGUGAAUUUGCAGCUUCUCCCCAAUAGUGUCAUUCUCAUCGCCGAUGGGAAUGUAGACAGUUUUCUCUAUAAGAAUGCAUCCACACUGCAGAACAUGAAACUUAAGGAGAAUGAAUGUAUUGGGAAGCCUAGUGUGGGGAUCUCUGGGACAUGGGUGAUGAGAAACCACGAGAGAGCAAGUCAGAAAGAGACAGGAAACAAAGAGAAAACCAGGGAGGAUGGAUGGCAAUGGGGAAAAAUCUUGACCUGGUGGAUGCUUCUGGCAGGAAUCAUCUUAUACUUCAGCUACAUCCUUUGUGUCAUUUCAGACAACAAGGAAAUCCCUAAGGAUGUAAUACACAACAACCAUUUGCUGCCAAUCCCAAAGAGUCUUAAGUUAGUAUUAGAACCACAUUGUGAUAAGACAACGCAAAGAGCACUGGAUGCAGUUCACAAGGCAACCAGUGCAGCUUGUCAAAGGCAAAUUCUCAACAUCACCUGUCAGUUCCUCAAGGGUGAUCUUUUUCCAUUCAACUUCCAGUCUAAGUGCCACACAAAUGAUGAGUACAAUGCUGAGGGGAUAAAGGGUCAGUACAUGGGCUGCUUUCAAGAUGGGAAGUCUCGCAUCUUGAGUGGGACCAAGGGAAACCUGGGACAGGGGAAUUCUCCAUCAGCCUGCAUCACAUAUUGUCUCCAAGCUGGAUUUCCAUAUGCUGGUGUUGAAUAUUCAAAAGAAUGUUGGUGUGGAAGAAGUCAACCAGAUGAAGGGAAGCAAGUGGCAGAAGAUGCAUGUAACAUGCUAUGUCCCACUGGCACUGACAAAUGUGGAGGUUACUUCACAGUGAAUAUUUAUAAGACAGGCAUCUCCUACCUACAGUAUGAGAAGCCCCAGAAGCCUGAUGUAUAUGGUGAUGAAACUGGAGCAGGGAAGGUGAAGAUUGCAUUCUUGUUAACAUGGAGUGGAAGGGGGUUGAGGCAAGUGAAGCGUCUCCUAUCUGCCCUCUAUCGACCUCAUCAUUAUUAUUUCAUUCAUGUUGAUGAGAGAGCAGAGUACCUGCAUCGAGGGUUGAAGGCCAUGCUAGUCGCUAACCCUUUGGAGAAUGUAGUCCUAACAGAUGAUCGAGUGCGAACCAUGUGGUGUGGGAGCAACUUGCUUGAAGCUCAUCUUCGUUCCUUAGGAAAUCUCCCUUCAAACUGGUCAUGGGAUUUUGUGAUCAAUCUAAGUGAAACGGACUUUCCCAUCAGGCCACUUGAAGAUCUGGAGGAGUUUCUCUUCCUAAACCGUGGAAAAAAUUUCCUGCGUUCCCACGGCCAGGAGGCGCACAUGUUCUUCAAGAAGCAGGCCCUUGAUUGGCUGUUUCAUCAAUGUGAUGAUCACAUGUGGCGCCUUGCCCAGCGCCCCCUGCCACAGGGCAUAGUUCUCGAUGGUGGUUCCGACUGGUUCGUCCUCAAUCACCACUUUGUCUGCUACCUUCUGGAGCGGAUGCACGACCCAAUGGUCAAGGGCCUGAUUGAGUUCUUCACCUAUGCUCUCUUACCUUCUGAAAUGUUCUUCCACGUCGUGUUGCGGAAUUCACCCCUGUGCGAGACCCGCCUCGACCAGCAUCUCAGGCUGGUGAACUGGGACCGGAAAAAGGGCUGUCGUUGCCAGUAUAAGUCCGAGGUGGACUGGUGCGGCUGCUCGCCCAAUGCCCUUCGCCUUCAUCAUCUCCAGAAGAUCCUCUCUGCCAGAGCCAGGCCUGCCUUCUUUGCUCGCAAGUUCAUCCCAUCCAUCAGUGCAACCGUCCUCAACAAGGUUGCUCUUGAUCUGCAUCCACUUGAGGAGGAACCGCUAUCUUGGAAUUCUUACUGGGAGAACCUGUAUCAUUAUGAGGAUUCCAACCAGUCUCUAUGCAUGGAAAAAGCAGUAAAUGCUUGGGAGACCCUACUCCUUCCUGGCUUACCUUUUCAGUUUCACCACAGUACCAUCCUUGAAGCCUGGCUUCACUUCCAGCUGGAUCGCUUCAAGGGAAUUGUGGUUCAGUUAGAAGGAUCCUUGGAUGAAAGGGGUAGACAGCCCCAAAUUAUUGAAGCUUUCAUCGAGAGAAUUGAUCCCAUCAUCACCAGGAAUUUGGAGUCUUCCUUGGCCAAGAAGAUCCUGAAUGUUGCAGUGGAAGCAAACUGGGACCUGAAGGAAGAGCGAAGCCUGAGCUAUCAUGGAUUCAUAUGUCCAGAGAGUAAACAUGUAUCGGCCUACGGACAAAGGACGGGCAGAGCGAAAAACCUCCUGUCUCGUUGA